GACCACUCUCUCCGGCCGGCCGGGUGCGGGCGCCGCGCUCCGCAGUCACUCGUCGGUCAUAGCGCGGAGCCCGUGCUCUCACUACCAGCGCCGUCACCACUACCACACUACCACGAAUCUGCGCUCGCGAUGUUACUCGUGGCGGUAUCAUUGCUACUCCUCAUUGGAGGGGGUGAGGGCCACUACUUCGGCAAGGAGGUGGGGCCGUUGUCAGAGCUGCACCACGGGGUCAAGGGCCGCGUGUUCGCCGUGGACUCGCGGACGCUGUACCUGCAGGACCUGCACUACGACGGAGAGGGACCAGCUGCAUACUUCUACGUGGGCACUGGCAAGUCCCCGAGUGCUACGGGCGCUACGCGGCUACGCGACGAACGCGGCGGCACUGGCCCGCUACGGCGUUACAGAGGGGAGAGUAUCACCCUGUCUCUACCGGACGGGAAGACGCUCAAGGACUUCAAGACGUUCUUCGUGUGGUGCGACGACUAUGCGGUGAACUUCGGCAGCGUAGAGAUCCCCCGUGGGGUGGAGUUCCCGCGGCCGGCCAAGGUGGGGGCGCUGCGGGGCGUGCAUGGCGUGGCCUCCGACAGCGUGGUGGUGGUGGACGCUCAGACGCUGCUCGUGCCUAACUUCUCCUACGACGGAGAAGCGCCAGAUGCCAAGUUCUGGGUGGGCAGGGGUGAGAAGCCGUCUCCAGAAGGCAUCAGGAUCCCCGACGAGAACGGCAAGGAGACGCCGCUCCGGAAGUACGACAAGAAGACCAUCGUGCUCACGCUGCCUGGGGAGCUGACCGUGUUCGACAUCGGCCACUUCGCCAUCUGGUGCGAGGCCUUCACGGUCAACUUCGGCCACAUCGUGCUACCGCGCGCCGCGCUCGCUAAUGUGCCGCCCAGUCUCAAGAUGCUGGGAGUGUCACCCCAGUCCAAGCUGAACUGCGAAGUGCUCCACGAUGACUUAGCGUUCGAGGUACGGUGGGCGGUAGCUGGCGACAGUAUUGUGCUACAGCUGGUCUCCAAGCUAGAGGACGGCGAGUAUAUGUCGUUCGGUAUAUCGGGCCACCCCGGCAAGUCCCAGAUGGUGGGCGGCGACGUGGCAGUGGCGUGGGUUGACAAGGACACGCUGAAAGGGUUCGCCCAGGACUACUACCUGGACGCCAAGAGCCAGUGCGCCGGCACUCACGGCUCGUGCCCCGACAACAACAUCGCCCCAAAUACAGAGUCGAUUCGACUCCUGAACGCCGCGCUAGUGAACGGUUACUCCAUCGUGACGUAUCAACGAGCACUGAAGGCCGGCGACCACCUGGACCUGCCCAUCUUGACCAACUCGUCGCAACCCAUCAUCUGGGCUAUCGGGCCCCUCAACCCUCGCGGUGAAGUCUCCUAUCAUCAUCACUUCACAAAGGGCGAUAAGUUCAUCGAGUUUGGUCGGGCUCCAUUCUGGAACUGCCCAAUGCCCGAGGGUGAUGAGGAGCCGCAGACACAACCGCAGCUGGAGUCGCAGCCCGCCACCAGGUCUCCAGCUGAGGCCCACACAUCAGCUAUCAAACCAAACCCAGUCCCAACACCAAAGCCUGCCCCUAAAGCUGUGCCUUGGGAGAUCCCUGGCAUCCAAUGCUACGAGCCGCCGGAUGGUGUGUUCUACGCGCAAAUGGGGCCUACAGGAGGGAAGCAAGGAUAUCCAGCUAUUACUGGUCACGUCGGGUGGGGCAUAUCGUGGUAUAUCAACGGUCUCCUCAUUCCUGAGAUCAAGGUGGUGCGCGGAAAGAAGUACACGUUCGUAGUGGAGGGUGGUUCUGACCCCAAUGUGCCAGCGCGCUAUCACCCAUUCUACAUCACCAACGACCCGGUCGGUGGAUACUUCCACAAAACUGAUGUUGAGAAAAAGGGUAUUGAAAUCUAUGCUGGAGUACGACGCACAAGAAGUGGUGAAAUGAUGCCUACCGGUAUUGGUCGACUCUGCAACUGGACUCCUGAUAAUGAAGGCCCUGAAGCUGACGAGUAUCCCAGUUUUGGAGCCUAUCAAAGAUCACUUACACUCGUCUGUGAAGAAGGGAAUCCUGGAGUCGUUACAUGGAUCCCUGAUAAAAAUACCCCCGACACUGUUUACUAUCAGUGCUUCACUCAUAGACAUCUUGGUUGGAAAAUACGUGUUGUAGAUGAAUGCGAUUCUACAGAAGCCGAAGAGAGCCGUGUGGUUGAAUCUGUAGCUCUCCCAUCUGAUCUGAUCAGCGAAGAAUCCAUUCAGGUACAAAAUCGUAUAAAUCCAAAUCUUAACUUUUUAGAUCAGCGCAAGAAAAUACAGAAAAUAAUCAAUACGAAAACAAAUUAUAACGAUUUCAGUAGCAAUAAAGGUGACGGCAUACUCAUGGGAGAAAUGUAUCCAGAUAUUGAACAAACCCAACAGUAUCAAAGUGAACAAGAGUAUGAAUUACCAAUAACAAACAGUCAAAUCAAAGAAGUUAUACAAGCAGUUGAAAAUUUGGAAGACCAAUUUAAAGAUGAAACGGCGAAUUACAAUUCAUCACAGUCAAAACUACAUCAAUAUCAAGUCUACGAGGAUGUUAAAGAACAAUACUUGCCUGAAGAACCAAUUAGAGGUGAUGAGUAUGUAGUUGAUUCUAAGAAAUUGCCGACAACUUUUGUAAUGUCUGAAAAUCAAAAACCGCAAACGUUGCACGCUGUAUUACGACCAAAUACUCCUAAUAAAUUAAUGGGAAAUAUGAGGCCCCCUUUUAGAAGACCGGUUCCACCAGAAAUAAAACUACGAAGGCCAUAUCCCGCUUAUCAAAAAAGUAAUAAUGGGUAUCCGUUGUCUUUGCCGAAAUCACACAGCUCACACAAUACCCCGAAAAAACCUUCAAAAUAUCCAAAUAACCGACCAUCACCUACUGGAAACAGGCCUAUACAGUUACCCUCCAACAUACCUCCUAUGAAAACGAUGCCUUCAUUAUAUCCUCCAAAACCUAUACCACAGCAAAUUCCAUCUAAAAAUGGCCAAAAACAAACAAAUUUAGGUCAAUCUAUUGUCAUGGGUAAACCUGCAUACGGUGUAAGUAUUCCAACUCAUAGUCAAACAUUAAGUUUAGGUAAGAGCGAGUUGAUCGGAAACCAAGUCGUUAAUAGCCAAAUAAUACUACCAGGAAUUAAUGAACCAAUAGGUCAACAUAGUACGCCUCACAUUUACUUCAAUCAGCCGAGCCAAAUAGUUUUGGGAAAACCAAUGGAUCAUCCAUUACCACUUGAUCACCAUAUAUCAGAAGUUAAGCAAUUUGAUGUACAAACUUCAUCAUUAGCACCAGAAUAUUCUUCAUACACAACAAAAACAAAUGAAAAACACAGCAUACAUAAUAAAGAAUCAAAAAAUGAAAUGAAAUCCUCGGAUUUUAUUGGCCAAUCAAAAGAUUCCUCAACUUAUCAACCUGCAGUGAAUACAGGUUUUAAACCAGAUUCCAUCGUAAUUGAAAGUGGGUUUAAGCCUAUAAUAAGAGAACCAUUAAUGGCUGUGGAAGAUAAAAUAGCAGAUUAUGCGGCUGUUACUGCUAAUCGGCGUGAAGAUACAGAUGUAGUGGAAGACUACGAGGAGUCACCACAGAAUAUAAAUUCAAAUCAUGCAUAUUCUAGUGAAAAACAAACACAAGCCUUUGAACCCAUGUUUAUACCAUCACCACCCGAUCAUCUGUUAACAAGCGAUGAGCGAACAAAAGAAGUUUUUCCAAAAAAUCAUGCAAAAGAAGAUAGACCACAUCCAGUCUUUGUCAAAACUGAAAGUGAAUUAAACGCUUUAUUCAGUAAAAAAAAUCUAGAAAAAGAUGCUCCUUCUGAUAUGAUGAUGGAGUCAGAUAGACUUAGGCCGAGCUACUUGCCACCAGACCCAAAACAAUCCAGAGAACAUAUUAAAUUUAUCACGUUAAAUGACCAAGUCCUUACCACAUACGACGGUAAAACCAUAUCUGCUGCUACGUUAACUACUGUUCCAGAAACAACACAUAUGAAUAGCAAAAUAUUUUCGUCUAAAUUGCCAGCAAAUACGGAAUUACUUUUAAGAACUCCACAGUUUGGACCAUUUAAAGGAAAAGUACCACCUCAAGUAAUGGAACAUAUAAAAAAUAGUUCAAGCGAGGCCCAAAACUACAAAAACACACAAACAACGCACUUAAAAUUAGUAAAUUCGUAUAAUCAUAAAGAUGAUUUAAAAACAGAAGGGAGUGAGAGAAACGAAGAUACUUUUAAAGUCGAUGACGAAACUGAAAAAGAUCUAGAACCUAUAGAAGAUUAUGAAGACUUAGAACUGGAAGAAAAUUUAAAUAAAAGAAAAAAGCGUGAUAUAAAAACGGCAAAAUUUGAGAGAAAUGAAAAUGAAGAUCAAAAAGCAACAACAGAAAGAAAACCAGGUAUUGACAGAAUAAAUCAAAUGGAUUUUGUUAGCGAACUAGAAAUGAAUGGUAGUUCUAGGCCAUUAACCAAUACUUGGGCUCUCCCAUUAACCCUCUUCAUACUUUGGAAUACGUUGUUUUAAACAACAAAUAAAUAAAGAUAUUUAUCAUUAAUUUAUUGGCUUGCCAUCGAAUGCAUUUCGUAUAAUUAGUGUAGCUGAAAGGCUGUGGUGACACUCAAGACAAAUACAUAAUUGUAGCGGCGUUUCUACAGACACUAGACUACUUGUGGACCCAUCUGUUCCUGUUACCACUCAGAUUCUACAUUUAAUAUACAAGUUUAUUACUCGAUAAGUUUUAGAAUUUUGUAAAUAUUUUUUUAAUCUGUAUGUACUUCUUAAAUAAAUUAAGUUUUAUGGUAAA
Messenger RNA from Leptidea sinapis, 4792 nucleotides. RefSeq names its product protein Skeletor, isoforms B/C (gene Skeletor). The coding region runs from base 130 to 4512 and encodes 1460 amino acids. The record is from RefSeq and is a predicted model, not a curated record. Lineage: Eukaryota; Metazoa; Arthropoda; Insecta; Lepidoptera; Pieridae. The transcript has 14 exons.